UUUUUAAAAUUCAGUUCUGUGUUCUCAUUCCCUGAUCAAUUAGCUGUUGAUCUUCAGCACAUCGGGAAUGACUGCUGCUUCGCGCAUUGACAUUAGACUUGGUUCGAAAUUUCCCAUCUACAUUCGGCGAUUGUCGGGCCGCCAAAAUUUUGCUAGAUGUUCAUCCUUGGUUGACUGGACAUCUGAAGCGGUUCGAUCAACAUUUCUGCAAUUCUUCAUAAGAAAUCAUGGUCACAAACACGUUGCUUCUUCCUCUGUCGUUCCGUGGCAAGAUCCAUCCCUGGCGUUCGUGAAUGCGGGUAUGAAUCAAUUUGAUCUCGGUUUAUUCUAUCAGUUCAAGAACGUUUUUCUCGGGCUGCGUCCACCUCCUUACGCAGCUGUCGCCAAUUCGCAGAAGUGCAUCAGAGUGGGUGGUAAACACAACGAUUUGGAGACUGUCGGGAAGGAUGGCUAUCACCAUACGUUCUUCGAAAUGCUCGGUAACUGGUCAUUCGAUGCUUAUGGGAAGGAGGAGGCCUGUAAGCUUGCGUUGAGUUUGUUGGUAGACGUCUAUGGGAUAUCCAAAGAUCGACUGCUCUUCACUUAUUUUGGUGGAGACUCAAAGUUAGGGCUGCCGAGUGAUACCGACACAAAAGAACUUUGGAUUAAAUUGGGGGUUCCCGCGGAGAGGAUUUUGGAAUUCAGUGCAACGGAAAAUUUUUGGGUCAUGGGCUCCGUUGGUCCGUGCGGUCCGUGUACUGAAAUUCAUUACGAUCAUGUUCCCGGUCGGCCUUUAUCGCAGGCCGUGUCUUUAGUGAAUAAGGGGGAAUCCUCUCUAACGGAAUUGUGGAACAUCGUGUUCAUCAAAUACAACAGGAACGAAGAAGGCGUUUUGCUUCCGCUCCAGAAAACGUUCAUUGAUACUGGAAUGGGUUUGGAACGCUUACUCGCCGUCCUCAAUCGAACAACGUCGAAUUAUGAUUCGGACCUGUUCGCGCCGAUUUUCGAGCUCGUUCAAAAGGUGUUGAACGAUAUUCUGGAAGCUUUACGCACCAUUCCGAUCUCGACGAAAGCUAUAGAAUCAUCGCUGAUCAUGCGCGCAUGUUUACUGUUGCCACAGCUGAUGGAUUGUUACCUUCGGCGAGGUGAUAUAUUGUUACCUUCGGCGAGCCAGAAGUUGAGGAAUGUCAUCCAUCGAUUCUGCCAUCAUUCGCAGAAGUCAUUCGGAUUACCUGGCGCCGAAAUAAUACCAUCGGUUUGUGACGUGGUGAUAGACAGCUUGAAAUCAGGGUAUCCAGAGCUACCACGCUCACGAACACCAACGAUUGCUGUUCUAUUGAACGAAGCGAGAAGAUACGAAGCGAUCAAAUCGGCUGCUCGUGCAGCCGUUUCAUCUAUAGGUGGUCAAAAAGCGAUUGAUGAUCUUGGAGUGGAGAAAAUUCACGAGAAUAUGGGGUUACCCCAGUUGAUCGAGGAAUUUAAUCGUUUGAUCCGAUUGGGUCAAUUCGUUGACGGAACUGUGCCAUUAGCUGAAUCAUGCAGGCUCUGUCUAGCGCAUGAUGUGUCGCCGGAUUUGUUCAAAAAAAUCUGUGUCUUGAAAAAUUUACGAUGUGACGUAAAAGCCUUGGAAAGCAGGCUGGGCGAUGCGCGGCAGAAUACCGAAGGCGACGCAGGAAUGUCAUCAAAUUUUCGAUCGCUCAAUCGGCUACGGUCGUUGAUGGUGGAAGCAAAUAUUCCUCCGACGGAUGACUCUUUGAAAUGGUCGUACACUUUCGACGAAACGCAGUCUCUAUAUCGCACGCUAUCGGUGCGAGCGAAGAUUCUGUUUGCGUUAGGUAAAGACUUCCAAAGCCGAAAUCGUUAUCUUGAGAACACCGAAGUAGUCUUUGUGUUGGAUUAUUCUCCCUUUCAUCCCGAGGCUGGUGGGCAAGUCUCUGAUACAGGAUUCGUUCGCUCUAGUCAAGGAUUGAUUCGUGUGGAUAACGUGUAUGCUGUUGGCGGAGCUCAUGUUGUUCAUGAAGGUACUGUUCUCAUCGGUUUUUUCGAAAUUGGACACGAUGUUAUGGCUGAAGUCGAUCCGGAAAGGAGAACGAAAGUGACAUGCAAUCAUACUGGUGUUCAUUUAUUGAAUGCCGGUCUUAGAAAGGUUUCUGAACACGAUUCGGUGAUAUCUCAGAAAUCUAGCUGGGUUGGACCUGAUUAUGCCAGGUUUGAUUUCGGUUUCAACAAGGAUAUAUUCAAACAGCAGGCGUUGGAUGAAACCGAUGAAAUACUGAAAGUAGAGGACUGGGUGAACGCUGUUAUUGCCGAGAACCGACCGGUUAACCGGACAGUCACUUCCUGGUCGCAGAUCCGGGAUUUGCCUGGUUUGGUGACUGUUCCUGGGGAAGUUUAUUCAGAAAACAAUGUCUACCUUAUUGAAGUCGACAGAAUUUCUCGGGAACCAUGCUGUGGUACCCACGUGCGAAUGACGGGACACAUGGGGAAGUUUCGGAUUAUUCAAAACAGAUCCGUUCAGUUGGGUGUUCGCAGUGUGAAGUUUGUUACCGGAGCGAAUGCGGAAAUCGUGGACGAAAACGAUAUGAAAUACUCGAUUCAAUUUCGGGAAUGUUGGAAAAGAGUCCAGGAAGAACAAGAUACGAACCCGUUGGUCGCUUUGGAGACUUUGAAAGAAGUUAGAAAGCUAUUCAAGAAUGUCCAGGAUUCCAUUUCUUACAGAAAGAAGCGAGAAUUUGAUUCUGAGUUGUCCGCUGCCGCUGAUUCUGUUCGGAAAACCGUAAAUAAACGCAUUGUCGUUUUGAUGAAGGAUAUGGUGGAGCAGAUCGUGAAAAACAGUGAGGGCUCUUCAAGUUUUCCUGCGGUUGGUUUUCUGGACUUCGGACCAGAAUGUUGUAACUUAGACGUUCCAUUAAUAAAAGCAACACGCCUGUGUCCAGGAAAGCUGCCUGUUGCACUGUUCGCGAUUUCUAAAAAUCGAAUAACUGGAAGAUGCGUCGUGCCCGAAACUUGCCAAAGCGCCACUUUUACUGCUGAGAAAUGGAUGAUGCCAUUGGCUGAGUUUUUUAAAGCCGAAUUAAAGCCACCGAAGGGACAAAAUGGUGCUCAAGUAGUCGGGCUGAAAGGACCGUGUAUCUCUUCUUCGACUGACUUUGACGAGCUCAAGCGUUCCUUGCUAGCUGGAGUUGACUUGACCAAAAAAGUUUUCGUAGAAUUAUCACCUGGAUUUGGCUUGAAAGAGCAUACUGUGAACUGAGAUACUGGUGCAAUAGUUCAGUUCUGCCGUGCUCGUCUUAUUUAUAGUUCGCCCGAAA
Molecule: messenger RNA, 3290 nt
Organism: Notodromas monacha
Lineage: Eukaryota; Metazoa; Arthropoda; Ostracoda; Podocopida; Cyprididae
Source: the annotation of a GenBank genome assembly